CUGUUUCGAGGGUGGGGGGAGGGAAUGGGGGCGGUUUCGACGGUAGUUCUGGUAGUGUAGCAGGGGAGGGUGGUGGUUUUGAAGGUGGGGCUUUAGAGGUGAUGCCACUAGUGGUUUGAAUUUUGUUUGUUUGUUUGUUUUUUGGAUUAAUCAUGAUCUAACACGUGUCGGGUAACUUAAAAUAAAAGGUCAUUGACUUUUGUCGACCGAUUUAGGAUUGUUAGAAGAAAGCACAAGUGAAAGUUGAAAUAAUUGCAAACUAAUUGAAAAUUGGGAUUAUUUAAAGUUUGAGAAAAAAAAAAAUGGAAUACGGAGUACCUUGUAAAGAUUAACCAUCUCUUUGUGCUCUAAAACCCUACACCCAACUUUCUCCUCUUAAACCCCAAAACCCUUCUUCGAAACUUAUUUCAUCUUCUCUAACAACAACAAAUAAAAAUGCGCCCUUUUGUUCACCAUGCCUCUAACCAGAUUACUUCUUCAGUUUCUGGUACUUCUGCACCUCAACAGGUUGUUGGAAAUACGGGUAAUUUAUUGCCUAAUAUAAUGCAAAUGCAAUCGCAAAUGGGUUUUGUUAACAACAAUGCUAAUUACAACCCAAAUUUGGGUAAUGGUAAUGCUCAAAUUCCCCCUGGUUUUAUGAAUGUUCCCAAUUUCAAUGGUCAUUUGGGUAAUUCAGCUCAACAAAUUCAAUCUAAUUCUGGGUUUUCACCAAAUAGUUUUGGGCAGAAUUUGAAUGUUUUCGGGUUUCCGGGAAAUGGGCAGUUGGGUAAUUUGGGUCAAGGAAACCUGAAUCAAUUGUUUGGGAAUAAUGGACAGUUUGGGUGGCAAAAUCAAUUACAAAGUAUGAGUCAACUUGGGAAUAUGCCAAUGUUGAAUCCUUCUCAAGUUAAUGCUUUGACUCAGUUAUUAGGUUGUGCUAAUCAAGUUGCUCAGGCUAUGAAUUCGCAAAAUGCCGGUUUUAUUGGUAACCCUAAUCCACAGCUUGGUUUUGGCCAUCCUAAUGGUGGUUUACAGCAGGCUGGUUUCAGUCAACAGCUGCCUGUAGCUCCUCAGCUGCUGCAGAAUGUUUCUGUUCCGCCUUCAAAUCCCGCUGUUUCAUCUCAUCCUCAUGGCCAGUCCCCCAAUUUUCAGGGUAAUCAUGGUCAAAAACAAGGAAUGCAUAUUCCAAACUCAAAUUAUCAUCAAAAUAAGAGUUUUGUAAACCCUAAUAGAGAAGCAUCUAACUGGAGAAAUCAAAAGUCUCAAGAUCGGCAGAUGCAUAAUCCAAAAGGAAAACUAAAGUUUUCUAAGAUGAAUGAAGGAAAAGGCGUUAAAAAUGUUGGUUCUGAUGAUUCUGCAAACCAAUCUCAAGGUGGAAAGAAAAGGUCACUCUCUGUGUUCUACACUGAGAAAGAAAUUCAGCAGUGGCGUGAAGAACGCAAGAAAAAUUUUCCUUCAAAAGGCAAUGUGGAAAAGAAGCUGGCACAAAAGCAAGCAAAUGCUGAUGCUGCAGAUGAAGACGCUAAGUUACGACGUCAGCAACUAAAGGAUGUAUUGGCAAAGCAAGUUGAGUUGGGAUUUGAAGUUCCAGAAAUUCCAUCCCACUAUCUGAUAGAUCCGGAGCACCAGUCUCAUGGGAGGGACAAAUCUAGAAGGCCAUUGAACAAGGGACGCUUCCAAAAUAAUGGGCGAUUCCAGAAUAGAUUCGAUAAAGGGGGAAAAUAUGACAAUAAAGAUCGAUUUACUACAAAGAGAGGCACAGAAGAUGAUGGUUCAUUUAAGAAGCAUGAUCGAUUUGCAAAAAGGCAAAGGGUGGAGAGUGAUAAUGCACCAAAGGCUCAUUUGAGUGUCAAGGAACCUACACUUUUGCAAAAGCUUUUGAGCACUGAUAUAAAGAAAGAUCAGAGUCGUCUAUUGCAGGCUUUUCGUUUUAUGGUCAUCAAUUCUUUCUUCAGGGACUGGCCUGAGAAACCUCUUAAUUUCCCCAAGGUUAUUGUCAAGGAAAUUGGAGUUGAGAGCGAUGCCAUUGAAGAUGAGUCUUCCAUUCUCGAGGGAGAGCUCAGCAAUGAUGAGGACCAAGACACUCGUGAUGGGAAAGAUGGUGAAAAUGAUGUUGUUGACCCUCAAGAAGAGGGAGAAAUCACAGACUAGAAGUAUUUUUGUUGUGACAUUGUAUAUUAUAUGUACUUUUUGUACUCCUGACCACAUUUGACAAUCUCAAUUUAAGGUUUUGUAUUUUUGUGUUUGGUUGACCCAAGCUAAUAUUCAAGGUGAAAUAGAUAUUUGAUUAUAGUUAUAA
This is a messenger RNA of Chenopodium quinoa (quinoa), 2278 nucleotides long. RefSeq lists its product as uncharacterized. The record is from RefSeq and is a predicted model, not a curated record. NCBI's taxonomy places the organism in Eukaryota, Viridiplantae, Streptophyta, Magnoliopsida, Caryophyllales, Amaranthaceae. The transcript has 8 exons. Gene Ontology annotation, molecular function: RNA binding. The coding region runs from base 436 to 2130 and encodes 564 amino acids. Gene Ontology annotation, cellular component: nucleus. Gene Ontology annotation, biological process: box C/D snoRNP assembly.